Messenger RNA from Lepisosteus oculatus (spotted gar), 2446 nucleotides. Lineage: Eukaryota; Metazoa; Chordata; Actinopteri; Semionotiformes; Lepisosteidae. The record is from RefSeq and is a predicted model, not a curated record.
AGAAGCACUCUCUGUCCAUGUCCGGGGAGGUCUGUGUGACGCUUUUCAAUGUUUUGGAAAAAACUCGUGGUGUGCAUGUUUUGCUCUAAAUUUCUUUUAUUCUUUUAUAGAUUUAAGAAGCAGACAUGAUUGUUUCAUAUUUUGUAUCCCAGAAAUUGUUCCGUGGACUGUACCAGGAGAUUGCGCGAUGGAAAGCUCUCACAAACUAUAAAACAAAUAUUUUUUCGAACGCGUUUUUCUUGUACGCGUUCAGAGGACUGUCAACAACAACUUGUUUUCAUAGUCCCGCCCGUGAGUUGAACAAGCCUCUGAAACAGUGGACUCUGAUAGUCAACCCCUUCAGUACUGUGAGAGUCCAGUUGCCCUGCAAUGUGUCUGUACGACCCCUGGACCUCCACGCUUUCCCGGAGGCAGACAGGGCUUUCAUAACUGUUCAUGGCACCAGCGCAGAUCAAGGACUAAAACUAGACAACUUUCAUGUCAAGUACUACGAACAGAAAAGGGAAUUGUUGAUUUUGUCAGAAAAGGUCAAUAGUAACGUGUCUGUGGAAGUGACUGCUCCAAUUAAAAGUGAUCUGCAUAUUACAACAUUUGGAGCAGGAAAUGUGAAGAUUCAGAAGAUGGAGUGUGACAACUGCAGAGUAUUAACAGAGCGGGGAAAGAGCCUCCUGCAGUCAAUUAAGUUAUUCUGGAUGACCUGGCCUGACCCAGACCCUGACCCCAAUUUUGACCUUGACCUGACUACACAGUGGGGUUUUUUUUCCCCAAAACUGCCAGAUCUCAAACUGGCUACUUCAAAGAAACAGGGUCACAACAUAUUUGUGCAGUCGAAAGGUGGAAACGUUAUCUGCUUAGGGACCAUCCACGGGAACGUGGACAUCACCACAUCAGGAAAAAGUAGUGUGGAAAUCGACAAAGUCCAAGGAAACAGUAUGAACAUUUCUACAGAACACGGACCACUGAAAGCCAAAUAUAUUUAUGCUCAGUCUACUUCUUUGCAUUCUGUUUCUGCUAAAAUUGAGCUGGGAAAUGUGCAUGGUAAUGCAACUGUGCAGAGUGAAACAGGAAAUAUUGUUAUAGAUGGAUCAGAUGGUCAUCUAAAGGCUUUCACACAUCAAGGAGACAUAGAUGCUUACAUUAGCCUCUUUGGAACUGCAGAGCUGCGUAGCCACGGAGGUGCUAUCUCAGUCAGAGUCCCGGCCUCCAUGAAGACUGAAUUGCAGUUAUCAGGAGCUGUGGUUGAGGUGAGCCCUGAGAUAGUCUUGCACGAAGCUGAACACAAUUCCACAGCUGACUACACAACUGUCACUGGUCUUAUGAACGGAAAAGCUGAUGGAAAAAACUGGAUAAAAGCCCAAGCUGUAAGGGGGGUUGUUAGCCUGAAGACUCAAAGCUGGUUUGAAUCACUGAAGAUUGGGAAAGCCUAGUGUUUCAAUAGCACAAACUUAUCUGCGAUGAAGAUUACUGUCAGUGGGAAACUAAAAUAUAGAAGGUAUUUAAUGAAAUGGUGGUUAAUUAUGUAUGAAUUGUAGCUUAGACAUUUGCCCAGGGAGCAGACCAUGACUACAUCAUUUACAUAUGUUUAUUUUAAAAUUAACUGAAUAUCAUUUUAUUGUACAUUGUUAAAUAAAACGUCAGUAUUUGUUGUUCAUAAUGAACAAUGUUUUCGAACUGUACUUCACCAGUAAUUUCUGCGUUUACAUGUUCUUCUAUACUGAUCGAAGCCUAAUUUUUUUAAUAGCAGUUAUGAACAAAAGUAAUGAUGCUGACAGCUGACUGUGCCCUCUCUUUUAUUAGAAAUGUGGUCUUUUUUCACUCAGUACUGUAUGUACUUCCAGCAGUAGUUUUUAAGAAGAAUAUUAUUUCUCACAGUUCAGUUUGACUAACAAGGAUCAAAAUGAAUUUUUGAGUAUAUUCCAGCAAUAAAGAGUUUGUAUGCUAAGUGAAAAGAAAAUUCAUUAUUGAAAUAGCAUAGUAAGCUAUAAAAUAAACUUUUCUGUUUCCAGUUUCAGCGUUGCUGAAAAUGUAUCUGUGGCUGCUGAAAUUUACAGCUGUAAAUAAUAUUGGUUCCAAGAAAAUACAUAGUGGAAUUUGUGCUGCAUCAUUGGACUUUUUGCACGGCACAUUUUGCUUUGAAACACUAUUGAACAAAGUGUAAUUACAUUGGCAAAAGUCCUAAAACUAAUGCAUUUCUGACUUAAAUUUCUAAAAGUUUUUAAUGAAAAGCAGCUGUUUUGUCUUUAAAAUUCAUUUGCAUUAUUGUUAAUAUUUUUUCUGAAGCCAGUAACUAAUUUACAGGAAAAAGUUUUAACUAGUACUAAAACUUAUUUUUACAGAAUAUGAAUGCAUGGAUUUGUCUUGCAUGUCUUUUUAUAGGUUUUAUUGUCACUGUAGUGUCCAUCCAUUUAGCUGAUUUGCUGGACCUAACAUUAAAGAAUGGACUUCC